AUGGAAUCUUCUCAACAGAUUUCCGAAGAAUGGGGUUCUCUUUGUGGAUUGCACACAACUGAAGAAGCUGACUUUAUGGCUCAGUUGUUUGGUGGUACUCACUGUUCUGUCACAGAAAAGCACCACGGAAAUACCACUUUUGGCUUUUGGCCGGCCCAUGAAUCCACAACAGUGACCAUGAAAGCCACUAAUAGCAACUCAUACUUCCUUCCAAAUGUUACAGACAUUAAUUUAUGUUUCUCACAAGGGAGUAGCUCCAGCAUUGACAGUGGUAAUAGUGUAUUGUCCACUACAAGUAGUGGACCCUACUACUGUGAUCCAGCAACAAACUUUGACUCUGUGUCCAUGGCCUUUUUCCUGGGAGAUGCUCAAUUCAGUCCCCAUAGUUUUCACUGUUAUGAUAACUCAAUAAAUGAAAACACUGAUGAAGAGUCAAGUCUAGACCCAGUAGCUCUUGCUGACAACAAUUUGCAGGCUAAGAGGGAGUAUGAGAUGAUGGUUUCUGAAUAUGCACACGAGGACAGAAGUGAAAACCUGGAGAAUCUAACAAAAAGGCUUAGGAACUCAAAAGAGGUCUCAAAAACAUUGAGGAAUACCAAGUUGAAGAAAAAUUCAAAAUCUGCUUCGAUGAACAAGAAUGAAGAUGACAGAAGCUUGAACCUCGAAGGGCUCGGCUGUUUUUCACAGGGUGACUCUAAUGCUUCUCUGAAGCCAAAUGGAGGAGCAUUGAAAGAUCCUGCACCUCCCAGUUUGCUUAGAAAAUCAAGAGCAACUAAGGGUCCUGCUACUGAUCCACAGAGCCUCUAUGCAAGAAAGAGAAGAGAAAGAAUAAAUGAAAGGCUGAGAAUACUGCAAAAUCUUGUCCCCAACGGAACUAAGGUGGAUAUCAGCACCAUGCUUGAUGAAGCAGUGCAAUACGUUAAGUUUUUACAGCUCCAAAUCAAGCUUCUGAGCUCUGACGAUAUGUGGAUGUAUGCCCCAAUUGCUUACAAUGGUAUAAACAUUGGACUUGACCUCAGUAUUUCUCCAACCAAAGGAAGAUGAAUUAAUGUGAUAGUAUAGCAAUUAAAGAGGUUACAACAUUUCAUUAACUUAGAUUGUCUCUGUAUGAUGUUUUAGUCUAUUCAUUUCUGUAAUGCCACUCAAUC
Vigna umbellata (rice bean) is the source of this 1148-nucleotide messenger RNA. RefSeq lists its product as uncharacterized. The record is from RefSeq and is a predicted model, not a curated record. Gene Ontology annotation, biological process: regulation of transcription by RNA polymerase II. Gene Ontology annotation, molecular function: protein dimerization activity; RNA polymerase II cis-regulatory region sequence-specific DNA binding; DNA-binding transcription factor activity, RNA polymerase II-specific. Lineage: Eukaryota; Viridiplantae; Streptophyta; Magnoliopsida; Fabales; Fabaceae. Gene Ontology annotation, cellular component: nucleus.